UCAACUCAAUGGCUGGGUCAAGGUGACGUCUGACGAGUAAAUCCAAAUCCCAAUUAAUCACAGUGGUGUGGACAGACAGGGCCCAUUCCCAUUCCUGAUUCCUCUCAAUCCAAAGAAAAAGUUCAGAAAACAUGAAGCUGCCUCUUAAUUUCCUUCUCUCCCUAUUUAAUCCCUGUGGUGAUUUCGCCAUGGCCACCAAAUCAAUAGCCAUAGCAGACACAGAGACACAGAGACACAGAGAGUUCGUCAGUACCUGCUCGUCCCCCAAUUUGAUUAUUCAAUUUAACCCUCUCUGCUCUGCUGCAGCCUCAAGAAUUCCGGAGUUUCACAUUACCUUUCAAGCGACCCCAGCUGCUUACUUGUUUCUUCUUCUUCUUUCAGUAUUCACCACAACUUCGAAAGACGAUUGAAUCAAUAUUGUUGAUGCCGAGGAAAGGAAUGCGCACCGUCUUCUUCUCUUCCUCCAAGGAUUCAUCCCCAUCCCCUUCUCUCUCAAGCCGCCCUUCCACUCCCCUCCACUCCUUAUCCGAAACCAUGAUCGCCGAGAACCUCCAAGUUGCAGAGUCUGUCAUCACUAAAUGGGAUCCUAACUCUUCCACCUGUGCCAAAGUCACCUCUCUCUUCUACGAGAGCCGAACCGAAGCCAUGGAGUUCCUCAAAUCUGUCAAGGAUUUGCAGAGAUCCAUGUAUUGCCUCCUCUCCCACCACUCCUCUUCUCAUCUGCUCGUCCGCGCCCAGACCCUCAUGCAGAUUGCCAUAAAAAGGCUUGAGAAGGAAUUCUUUCAGAUUCUCUCCGCCAAUCGCGACCAUCUCGACCCUGAAUCCAUUUCUGGUCGUUCCUCCCUCUCCACUGCUUCCAGCACUUCUGAUCACGACGACGGCUCCGAAGACGAUCUCCAACUCACCACCGACUCUAUCUCAGAGGUCGAGCAAGCCUCCACUGUCGCCAUGUCCGACCUUAGGUCUAUUGCCGAGUGUAUGAUCUCUUCUGGUUACGGUAGCGAGUGCGUCAGGAUCUACAAGGUCGUCAGAAAAUCGAUCGUCGACGAAGGCCUUUACCGUCUCGGUAUCGAGCAGCUCAGCUCCUCUCAAAUCCAUAAAAUGGACUGGGAGGUUCUCGAGCUCAAGAUAAAAAAUUGGCUCAACGCUAUCAGGGUCGCAGUGAAGACUCUCUUCUCUGGCGAGAGAAUUCUUUGCGAUUACGUCUUCUCCACCUCCCAGUCAAUCAGAGAAUCUUGUUUCUCGGAAAUUUGCAGAGAAGGGGCCAUCCAUCUCUUCGGGUUCGCCGAGUCCGUCGCAAAAAGCAAGAGAUCCUCUGAAAAGAUGUUCCGGUUUCUCGACCUCUACGACGCUAUCUCUAAUCUCUGGCCCGAGAUCGAAACAAUAUUUUUCUUCGAGUCGACCGCCGCAGUAAGAUCACAAGCCCUCUCCUCACUCAUCAGACUCGGUGACGCGGUGAGAGCGAUGCUAUCGGACUUCGAAUCGGCAAUUCAGAAGGAUCCAGCGAGAUCCUCUGUUCCUGGUGGUGGACUGCACCCUCUUACUCGAUACGUGAUGAACUACUUGAGCUUAUUGGCCGAUUACAGUGGAAGUCUUUCCGAUAUCAUUGCCAAUGGACCUGCGCCGGUACAAUCUCCACUUCCAGAGUCUUACUACUCGAGCCCAAGCUGGGUGGAUAACCAGUCAUCGGCGAUUUCCGUCCGAUUGGUAUGGAUCAUACUGGUCGUCCUUUGCAAACUCGAUGGUAAGGCCGAGUUGUACAAGGAUGUCUCUCUAUCAUAUCUCUUCCUGGCUAACAAUCUCCAAUACGUCGUGUCAAAGGUACGCACGUCGAAUCUUCGGUACCUCCUGGGGGAGGACUGGAUAAGCAAUCACGAGGCAAUGGUAAAACAAUACGCCGCAAGUUACGAACGAAUGGGGUGGAACAACGUGUUCUCAGCGUUGCCUGAAAAUCCGGGCGCAGUGGCGUCGAAGGAGGAGGCGAAGGAGCAUUUCAAGAGGUUUAGUUCAGCUUUCGAAGAAGCUUACCGGAAGCAGUCGUCGUGGGUUGUAACGGACGGGAGACUAAGGGACGAGAUAAAGUUGUCCAUCGCCAAGAAACUGGUACCGGCGUAUCGGGAGCUUUACGACAGAUAUCGGAUAGCGCUGAGCGAUGAAAAGAAUGUACACGGUGUGGUCAGAUUUGCCCCAGAUGAUUUGGGGAAUUACCUAUCGGAUCUGUUUUACGGGACGGGAGCAUCAGGAAGUACUUCGUCGUCGUCCUCCUCUCGUUCCCGUGGGUGGCGUUCUCAAUGAGACGGGGCGAUUUUUUUUUCCGGUUCUAAACCGACCGUCA
Molecule: messenger RNA, 2335 nt
Organism: Nelumbo nucifera (sacred lotus)
Lineage: Eukaryota; Viridiplantae; Streptophyta; Magnoliopsida; Proteales; Nelumbonaceae
Product: exocyst complex component EXO70H1-like
Biological process (GO): exocytosis
Cellular component (GO): exocyst
Molecular function (GO): phosphatidylinositol-4,5-bisphosphate binding
Source: RefSeq, a predicted model, not a curated record